AUGCGCGAGAGAGCUACGACAUCUAGAACUUUAGAGACAGCGGAAGAACGUGAUGUCCGCCUGCAGGAUAAACGAGAUAGAGCGGUGGCAGCUAGGGCUUCAGAAACAGUUCAGCAGCUUGAAAUUCGCCUUCAGGAUAAACGAGAUAGAGCGACGACAUCUAGAGCUUCAGAAACAGUCCAGCAACGUGAAAUUCGCCUUCAGGGUAAACGAGAUAGUGCGAUGACAUCUAGAGCUUCAGAAACCAUUCAGCAGCGUGAAGUCCGCCUUCAGGAUAAACGAGAUAGAGCGACGACAUCUAGAGCUUCAGAAACCAUCCAGCAGCGUGAAGCCCGCCUUCAGGAUAAACGAGACAGAGCGGCAGCAUCUAGAGCUGUAGAAACCAUGCAGCAGCGUGAGGAUCGUCGAAAUCAACAACGCGUUCGAGCUGCUAUAUCUAGAGAAUCAGAGACAGUGACACAUCGUGAGCUUCGAACGCAGGAAAUGAGAAAUAGGAGAAGACAAUCACGGACUGCUCAAAACUUCAGUUUAGCGCUAGAAGGAUUUCACUAUAAUGCUCAAAAAGAUUACGCGAGCUAUGAAAGUAAUAACAUCGAAAAAGGGACAUUAUUUGCAGUUAUUGUCAAGCAAAAAAAUUCAGUUCAGAGUCUUCUGGUAUUUGCUGCAGUAACGGGAAAGUAA
Uloborus diversus is the source of this 681-nucleotide messenger RNA. RefSeq lists its product as uncharacterized. The record is from RefSeq and is a predicted model, not a curated record. The transcript has a single exon. NCBI's taxonomy places the organism in Eukaryota, Metazoa, Arthropoda, Arachnida, Araneae, Uloboridae. The coding region runs from base 1 to 681 and encodes 226 amino acids.